CGUGCGCGCGCGGAUCUCCCGGUGUGGACAUGGCUCGGGCUCGUGAGUGCGCGGCCGUGUACGUGCUGCUGCUGUGCGUCGGGCUGCUGACGGACAGGAGCUGCUGUCAGCACUUCUACCUCCUGCGGCCCAUCCCGAGUGACAGCCUGCCGCUGGUGGAUCUGAAGGAGGACCCGGACCCGGUCUUUGACCCCAAGGAGCGGGACCUGAACGAGACGGAGCUCAGGAGCAUCCUGGGGGACUUCGACGCCCGCUUUUUGUCCGUGUCUGUCCCCGGGGAGGACAGGUUCCCGGGGAACGACGAGCUGGACGUGUCGGACAGCCCGAGGGCGGGCGGCUUGAUGCCCAAAGAGAUCCGCGCGGUGGACUUCGACGUCCAGAAGAAACCCAAAGCCAGCAAGAAACUGAAGCGGCGGCUGCAGCAGUGGCUGUGGGCCUACACCUUCUGCCCGGUUCUGUACAGCUGGACCGACCUGGGUACCCGCUUCUGGCCGCGCUACGUGCGCGUGGGCAGCUGUCUGAGCAAGAGGUCGUGCUCGGUCCCGGAGGGGAUGGUGUGCAAACCUGCCAACUCCACCCACCUGACGGUGCUCAGGUGGAGGUGCGUGCACAGGAAAGGGGGGCUGAAGUGCGCGUGGAUCCCGAUCCAGUACCCAGUCAUCACAGACUGUAAAUGCUCGUGCUCGAGCUAAGAAUGAAGACUUUGUCAAGUUAAAUUAUAAGCUCAGUAAAUUUAUUUCCCCACGUGCACUACAGAGUGUGAGAAUGUAUUUUCUGUAUAUACAGUUUUUUUUUUUUUUUUUACUUCUUCCUGUAAAAAGUCAGUAUUAUUUGUACCCAGAGUCUUUAUUUGUGCAGAGUAGUGCUUUUUAUAUAUUUUGUAUUUAUGGACAUGU
Nematolebias whitei (Rio pearlfish) is the source of this 896-nucleotide messenger RNA. RefSeq names its product noggin 1 (gene nog1). The record is from RefSeq and is a predicted model, not a curated record. Lineage: Eukaryota; Metazoa; Chordata; Actinopteri; Cyprinodontiformes; Rivulidae. The transcript has a single exon. Bases 30 to 692 code for a protein of 220 amino acids. Gene Ontology annotation, biological process: negative regulation of BMP signaling pathway; dorsal/ventral pattern formation; negative regulation of cell differentiation.